GACAGUAGACCCUGGGCACUAGGCAGACAUCACCAUAUUUGGAAUGCAGCAGCCUAGACAGUAGACCCUGGGCACUAGCCAGGUGUCGCCGUAUUUGGAAUGCAGCAGCCCAGACAGUAGACCUUGUCUAGACGCUGGGCCCUAGCAAGGCAUUGUUACUGGCCGGUCUUUGCUCCCAGGGUGGUGGCGGGCCGCUCCCAAUGGCAGCAAGGCCUUGCUCUCUGACCUGGGGUUCUUGGCCUCAUCCAUUCCAAGGAAUGGAACCUUGGGCCAUGCGGUGAGUGUUAUAGCUCUAUUAGAAGCUGUGGGUCACGGAAGAGAACUGUGGAACCCAGCGACUAGUGUUCACCUACUUGAACCCAGGAUGAACCCAGGCACUUAGCUGUGCAGGAACAAUGGCUCUUAUCACGCGAUGGCAUCCACUGUGGAAGGAGGCGACACAGCUCUGCUCCCAGAAUUCCCCAGGGGGCCCCUCGAUGCCUACCGAGCAAGAGCGUCCUUCAGCUGGAAGGAGCUGGCGCUGUUCACGGAAGGGGAGGACAUGCUCCGCUUUAAGAAAACCAUCUUCUCAGCUCUUGAGAACGACCCUCUUUUCGCUCGUUCCCCUGGAGCUGAUCUGUCCUUGGAGAAGUAUCGCGAGCUGAACUUCCUUCGAUGCAAGCGGAUCUUCGAGUAUGACUUCCUCAGUGUCGAAGACAUGUUCAAGAGCCCUCUGAAGGUCCCCGCCUUGAUUCAGUGCCUGGGGAUGUAUGACUCUUCUCUGGCUGCCAAGUACCUCCUCCAUAGCUUGGUUUUUGGAUCAGCAGUUUACAGUUCUGGUUCUGAAAGACAUCUCACAUAUAUUCAAAAGAUCUUCAGGAUGGAGAUUUUUGGAUGUUUUGCUCUGACCGAAUUAAGCCACGGCAGUAAUACCAAGGCCAUUCGCACGACUGCCCACUACGAUCCUGCCACUGAGGAAUUCAUCAUACAUUCCCCUGAUUUCGAAGCUGCCAAGUUUUGGGUUGGCAACAUGGGCAAGACAGCCACUCACGCGGUGGUGUUUGCUAAGCUGUGCGUGCCGGGGGACCAGUGCCAUGGGCUGCAUCCGUUUAUCGUGCAGAUCCGGGACCCGAAGACCCUUCUUCCCAUGCCUGGAGUGAUGGUCGGCGACAUAGGAAAAAAACUCGGGCAGAACGGUCUGGAUAAUGGGCUGCCCUUGGAGAAGAGAAGAGCCUCAGGGCAGGACCCCUGUUUAACAGAAGCCCUGCUGCUUCCCCACAGUUUCGCCAUGUUCCACAAGGUCAGAGUUCCUCGCCAGAGCCUUCUGAACCGGAUGGGAGACGUCACCCCCGAGGGCACCUAUGUCAGCCCCUUUAAGGACGUCAGGCAGCGCUUUGGAGUGUCCCUGGGGAGCCUGUCCUCGGGCCGGGUCUCCAUCGUGAGCCUGGCCAUCCUUAACCUAAAGCUGGCCGUGGCCAUCGCUCUUCGCUUCUCAGCCACUCGGCGUCAGUUUGGACCCACAGAGGAGGAGGAAAUACCAGUGCUUGAGUAUCCAAUGCAGCAAUGGCGCUUACUUCCAUAUCUGGCAGCUGUCUACGCCUUAGACCACUUCUCCAAGUCGCUCUUCCUGGACCUGGUGGAGCUCCAGCGAGGACUUGCAUCAGGAGACCGCAGCGCCAGACAGGCAGAGCUUGGACGUGAGAUCCACGCCCUGGCAUCGGCCAGCAAGCCCCUGGCCUCGUGGACCACCCAGCAAGGAAUUCAGGAAUGCCGGGAGGCGUGUGGAGGACACGGCUAUCUGGCCAUGAACCGGUUGGGUGUCCUUAGAGAUGACAACGAUCCCAACUGCACAUACGAAGGUGACAACAACAUCCUGCUGCAGCAGACAAGCAACUAUUUGCUGGGCCUCCUGGCACACCAGGUCCAGGAUGGAGCUUGCUUCCGCAGUCCGCUGAAGUCAGUGGACUUUCUGGACGCCUAUCCCGGCAUCCUUGACCAGAAGUUUGAGGUCUCCAGUGUUGCCGACUGCUUGGACUCUGCAGUCGCCCUGGCAGCAUACAAGUGGCUGGUUUGCUACCUGCUCCGAGAGACUUAUCAAAAAUUAAACCAAGAGAAAAGAUCAGGAAGCAGUGACUUUGAAGCAAGGAACAACUGCCAGGUGUCCCACGGCCGUCCGUUGGCGCUGGCCUUCGUGGAGCUCACGGUGGUCCAGAGGUUCCACGAGCACGUGCACCAGCCUUGCGUGCCGCCCUCGCUGCGGGCCGUGCUGGGGCGGCUCAGUGCUCUGUACGCCCUGUGGUCCCUGAGCCGCCACACGGCCCUGCUCUACCGAGGAGGAUACUUCUCUGGUGAGCAGGCGGGAGAAGUGUUGGAGAGCGCCGUCCUGGCUUUGUGUUCCCAGCUGAAAGACGAUGCAGUUGCCCUGGUAGACGUGAUCGCUCCUCCUGACUUUGUUCUGGACUCACCGAUUGGCAGAGCCGAUGGCGAGCUCUACAAAAACCUCUGGGGCGCUGUCCUGCAGGAAAGCAAGGUGUUGGAGCGGGCAUCCUGGUGGCCAGAGUUUUCUGUGAACAAACCUGUCAUAGGAAGUCUGAAAUCGAAGCUCUAGUGGGACUGGCACACAUUCAGCCAAGUCUAAUGAAACGAAGGGAACUAAUCAGACUUGGACCUCAACUUCUGAUUCCAGAACACGCCGGAGAUUGCUGCUGCUUUCUGAGCCCGCACCUGUGCGCCUAAACUGCUGAUUGGCCUCAACCGCCCAGGCGGACGGGAGGGAGGCGCCCGGCCGGCUGGACUAAUCUGGGAUUGCGGUGAUUUGCAGCGUGGAAAAGAAAUACAGAUGAUCAUGUCUACCUGA
Molecule: messenger RNA, 2836 nt
Organism: Pan troglodytes (chimpanzee)
Lineage: Eukaryota; Metazoa; Chordata; Mammalia; Primates; Hominidae
Gene: ACOX3
Product: acyl-CoA oxidase 3, pristanoyl
Exons: 18
Coding region: 413-2587 (724 amino acids)
Biological process (GO): lipid homeostasis; fatty acid beta-oxidation using acyl-CoA oxidase
Cellular component (GO): peroxisome
Molecular function (GO): fatty acid binding; FAD binding; pristanoyl-CoA oxidase activity
Source: RefSeq, a predicted model, not a curated record